AUGUCUCUCGAUCCACCCACCUAUCUUUAUUCGUUGAUGAACAACAUCCGCCAACGUCCAAUACCCUGGGAUGGCGCGGUACGAGCUGGCACAAUCACCGAUGAUCAAUUAAGCAAGAUUCGAGCUGUCGAUAAAGUAAGAAAAGAACAAAGAAAAGAGAUUGUAGAAAAGGAUCCGGAUGCGUAUAGAAAGCUAUUUGUUGGUUCGGAAGGAGAAUCGAGCGUUUUGGAAUCGGCAACAAGAGCAAAGCGCCCAGAUGUUGUUCAGUAUAUUUUGGUCUUGUUGGGUGAUUUACUCGAUGAGGCUCUUUCAGAACACGACGAUCCAUACAGGCCCUUCCUUCCACUACUGGCUCAAUCCCCUGAACUUGAAAGCCCCAUACCCUUACUCACCUCUACGGUUCUUACAAGCAUAAUCUCCGGCUCUAAAGAUACAUCUCAAAAUGCCUUGGAGGCAAUGCCGAAACUGCUGCACUAUUUAUCUACAUUGGCAAAGAGUUCUGAUGGCGGGUUACAGGAUAUAGCAGUGUUGCAAUACUCAUCAUUGUUACAAGGCAAAAAGUCGAGAGAGCUAUUCUGGAAUCAUAGGUCUGACACAGUCGAACCUUUAAUUGCAAUCCUUAAAUCAGCUGUAGGCGUUACCAAUGGCGACUCUGAGUCAACGUUGUGGAGUGGCACUGCAAGUAUUCGAAGUGGACCAGAAGGAACAUUAGGCGGAGGAGUUGGUCUACAGUUGCUCUACCACGUACUUUUGGUUCUGUGGCAGUUGAGCUUUGAGGGUGCUGCCAUUGGCGAGGGACUUGAGGACGAAUACGACAUAAUCCCACUUUAUACACAGCUUUUGAGACUAUCACCAAAGGAGAAGACAACUCGAUUGUUAAUUUCUUCUCUAUACAACCUCCUUUCUUCGAAUCAGAGUUCAUUACUCCCCGUGGCGGUCUUCGCUCGUCUCCCAGCUCUUCUACAAAAUCUGAAUGGACGCCACCUCACAGACGAAGAUCUUUUAGAGGAUCUCAAGAAGCUGAGCGAAAUGUUAGAUGAGCACACAAAGACUCAAACUACUUUCGAUGAGUAUGCUGCAGAGGUAAACUCUGGUCAUCUCCGUUGGUCACCGCCACAUCGAAAUCAAAUAUUUUGGGCUGAGAACGCUCGCAAAAUCCUCGAUUAUGAGCAAGGAGAGCUAUGUAAGAAACUUGCGGAGAUUAUGAGGAAGCCUUGGGAAAAUGACAAGCAAGUUCUUGCUAUUGCAUGCAAUGAUGUAGGAUACUUGGUCAAAGAAGUUCCGGAGAAGAGGUAUCAAUUAGAAAAAUUGGGUCUCAAGACUAGAGUUAUGGAACUGAUGACGGAGCCUGACGAGACUGUGAGAUGGGAGAGUUUAAAUGCUCUUUCGGGAUGGUUGAGAUACAGUUUUGAGACGAAGUAA
Molecule: messenger RNA, 1422 nt
Organism: Sclerotinia sclerotiorum 1980 UF-70
Lineage: Eukaryota; Fungi; Ascomycota; Leotiomycetes; Helotiales; Sclerotiniaceae
Exons: 3
Coding region: 1-1422 (473 amino acids)
Biological process (GO): proton transmembrane transport
Cellular component (GO): vacuolar proton-transporting V-type ATPase, V1 domain; fungal-type vacuole membrane
Molecular function (GO): proton-transporting ATPase activity, rotational mechanism
Source: RefSeq, a predicted model, not a curated record